UACCGGCUAAACGUGGGAUUCCCACAUGGCGGAUGAGCUGGGAGACGAAUGGUGGGAGGAGCCGGCCGGUGACGCUGCUGAUAACUCAGAACCGGCUGAAGAAGUGAGGGAAAGUGCUGAAGAAUCUAAAGGAAAGAAAAAGAUCUCAUCAGACAAACCCAAAGUAAAGAGAAAGAAAGAGGGAAAAGACUGUGCACCUCGAGAAGCAGAAAAAGAUGAUUCGGCACCAAAAAGGAAAAGAAGAAAGAAGAAGACAAUUUCUGAUGUUCUUGCUAACAAGGCUCCAACAGCCGGCACGCCAGACGAUAUGCAGAAGCUGGUGCUAGAGCACUUUGGUGCCAAACGCUCUGUGAUUGAACUGGAGGAACUACAAAUACCAGAUACCUGCUUUGUGAAAGCAAAUGACCUUACACAUACUCUGUCCUCGUACCUGAAAGAGAUCUGUCCCAAAUGGUCAAAACUGUCCAAGAACCACAAGGAGAAGUCAUCUGUCUUGCUGUUGGUGGUCUGCAGCUCAGCCCACCGCACUCUGGAGCUCAUUAAACUGAUAAAUGCAUUCAAAGCAGACACAAAGGUUAUGAAGUUGUUUGCAAAGCACAUAAAGAUAAAAGAUCAAAUAAAUCUGCUGGAAAAAAAUGUUACACAUAUAGGAAUUGGAACACCAGGAAGGAUCAAGGCUUUGAUAGAUCAAGAGGGACUGAGGUUGGAAUCCAUGAAAUACCUGGUGUUUGACUGGAACUGGAGAGAUCAGAAAUUGAGGAGAAUGAUGGAUAUUCCUGAGGUGAAGAAGGAGACGUUGGAACUUAUGGAAAGUGGCCUCAUACCUGCGUGUAGAGCUGGGACUCUGAAGAUUGGCCUCUUCUAAGCAGAGACAUUCUCUAUGCCUUGAAGUUUUAUUUUAUGUUUCCAGUGGGGAGAUGUGUCCCCAGUCUGCAUAUAACUGGGUCCUGUGUAAUAAAGUUUUAUCUGAAA
Molecule: messenger RNA, 972 nt
Organism: Xenopus tropicalis (tropical clawed frog)
Lineage: Eukaryota; Metazoa; Chordata; Amphibia; Anura; Pipidae
Gene: cmss1
Product: cms1 ribosomal small subunit homolog
Exons: 10
Coding region: 26-865 (279 amino acids)
Source: RefSeq, marked provisional